Messenger RNA from Seriola dumerili (greater amberjack), 7015 nucleotides. It is a transcript of the gene cacna1ea, whose product is annotated as calcium voltage-gated channel subunit alpha1 E. The transcript is spliced from 46 exons. Gene Ontology annotation, molecular function: high voltage-gated calcium channel activity. NCBI's taxonomy places the organism in Eukaryota, Metazoa, Chordata, Actinopteri, Carangiformes, Carangidae. Gene Ontology annotation, biological process: calcium ion import across plasma membrane; chemical synaptic transmission. The record is from RefSeq and is a predicted model, not a curated record. Gene Ontology annotation, cellular component: neuronal cell body; voltage-gated calcium channel complex; membrane. The coding region runs from base 1 to 6816 and encodes 2271 amino acids.
AUGAUCCUCGCCACCAUAAUCGCCAACUGUAUCGUCUUGGCUCUGGAACAGCAUCUUCCUGGAGAAGACAAAACACCUAUGUCCAAGAGAUUGGAGAAGACAGAGCCCUACUUCAUCGGGAUGUUCUGUUUUGAGGCUGGGAUAAAGAUCAUCGCCCUGGGCUUUGUAUUUCAUAAAGGGUCCUACCUCAGGAACGGAUGGAACGUCAUGGACUUCAUUGUUGUCCUCAGUGGGAUCCUGGCUGCAGCAGGGGCACAUAUGAACAUCUCAGUGGACCUGAGGACUCUGAGGGCGGUGCGAGUGCUUCGACCCCUCAAACUGGUCUCAGGCAUUCCCAGUCUGCAGAUAGUCCUGAAGUCUAUAAUGAAGGCCAUGGUCCCUCUGCUGCAGAUCGGCCUGCUCCUGUUCUUUGCAAUCCUCAUGUUCGCCAUCAUUGGCCUGGAGUUUUACAGCGGCAAACUGCACUUCACCUGCAAACCACAGCCUGGGAUACUCGAAAACGAGACGGUGGACUCCUCUGAGUUUGAGUUCCCGUGUGGCGUGCGUCAGUGUCCAGCCAAAUACACUUGCAAUGAUACCUGGAUUGGGCCAAAUGAAGGCAUCACCCAGUUCGACAACAUCCUGUUUGCUGUUCUCACUGUCUUCCAGUGCAUCACCAUGGAGGGAUGGACCACUGUACUCUACAAUACCGACGAUGCCUUGGGCCCCAGCUGGAACUGGCUCUACUUCAUCCCUCUCAUCAUCAUCGGCUCUUUUUUUGUCCUGAACCUGGUGCUGGGAGUCCUCUCUGGGGAAUUUGCCAAGGAGAGAGAGAGAGUGGAAAACCGCAGGGCCUUCAUGAAACUGAGACGUCAACAGCAAAUUGAGAGAGAGCUCAACGGCUAUCGGGCCUGGAUCGACAGAGCAGAAGAGGUGAUGCUUGCUGAGGAGAAUAAGAAUGCAGGACCUUCUGCCCUUGAUGCUCUCAGGAGGCUGCCAGAGUGGAGUACAGGUGGUGCCUAUGUGUUGAAGAGAGCCACCACCAUCAAGAGGAGAGGCAUGGAUGUGGUGUGUCGAGGGCAACCAGGGGAGGAACAAUAUGGUGACAUCUCCUCUGUGGGCAUCCCAAUGGCAAGAGCAAGUAUCAGGAGUGCCAAGCGGGGUCCUACAGCCUAUUUUCGCCGGAAGGAGCGUCUCCUCCGCAUCUCCAUCCGCCGCGUGGUGAAGACACACACUUUCUACUGGACAGUGCUCGGCCUAGUCGCCCUCAACACGCUGUGUGUGGCCAUUGUUCACCACAACCAGCCCCUCUGGCUGUCCAACUUCCUCUACUAUGCAGAGUUCCUGUUCCUCGCUCUGUUCCUGACUGAGAUGUUCCUGAAGAUGUACAGCUUGGGACCACGCCUCUACUUCCACUCCUCCUUUAACUGCUUUGACUGCAGUGUAAUUGUUGGCAGCAUAUUUGAAGUGCUGUGGGGUUUCUUCAGGCCUGGGACUUCCUUUGGCAUCAGUGUCCUGCGUGCUCUCCGUCUGCUGAGGAUCUUCAAGAUCACCAAGUAUUGGGCGUCUCUGAGAAACCUGGUCGUCUCCCUGAUGAACUCCAUGAAGUCCAUCAUCUCCCUCAUUUUCCUUCUCUUCCUCUUCAUCGUUGUCUUUGCACUGCUUGGCAUGCAGCUCUUCGGUGGCAGGUUCAUCUUUAAAGACUACACCCCGACAAACUUUGACACCUUUCCUGCAGCCAUUAUGACCGUCUUUCAGAUCCUGACUGGAGAGGACUGGAAUGAAGUUAUGUACAACGGUAUUCGCUCUCAAGGUGGAGUGAAGUCUGGCAUGUGGUCCUCCAUCUACUUUAUAGUGCUCACAUUGUUUGGAAAUUACACUCUGCUGAAUGUCUUCUUGGCCAUUGCUGUGGAUAAUCUUGCCAAUGCACAAGAACUUACUAAGGAUGAAGAGGAAGCAGAGGCGGCGUUCAACCAGAAGCACGCUCUCCAAAAGGCGAAGGAGGUCGGACCAUUGUCCUCCUUCAUGUCUUCAGAGGGAAGCCGUAGGAGGCGGCCCUACCUGUACAGGAAAAGAGCCAUCCACCGCAGCCGGCCUACCUACUCCUGCUCCCUGGAGGAGGCGCAGGGCAGCGUCAGGGAGGGCCGCCCACCCCCACCACUCAACCCCUCUAACUCUUUCAUGUCCAGGGGAGAGAGAAGAAAAAGGAUGACCAUGUCAGUGUGGGAGCAGAGGACCAGCCAGCUGCGGAGACACCGCCAGAUGUCCAGCCGAGAGAUCCUGUUCAACAGCCCCAACGAGGAGAAGGACGGGCCUCCUGCUUCAGCCCAGGCCCAGCAUGGACGUCCAGUGUCGCUGCACCGCAAGGCCAUGCAGAACACGCCAUCCGGGAGUUUGAAGCACCUGACAGACCCAUUAGCCUCCCCCGCCAAGAACCAGGCUUCAGGUUCUGUGGAUAUGCCGCUGGGCGCCGCCCUCUCUGGUGACAUACCUGAACCCCCGAUGCCAGAGUCACUGGAUCCCACAAACGUGCCUCUUCCUGAUGCUUCUGUGUCUAUGACCAUGCCAGAGCCUCCCGAAUCAGAGCCUGUCUCUGAGAGUAGAAAACUGGGUGUUAAUCAAAGUCACAACACUGCCAGCGAGCGUCGGAGCCCUAGAUUGAAUGGCGAUCGCCAACAUAGGGCAGUGAAGAAGUUCAGACCACCAGAUAUCAUUGACACGCUGACUCCUGAGAUGGGAGGUCUUGGCGGGAUCAGGGACAGGAGGGCGUUGCAUCAAUAUGACCAUCAAAGCGGGGCCAGGAGUCAGGGGUCAUCUCCCGGGAACGGAAGCCACUUGGCAAGUCGCUCGGUCAGCAGAGAAAGGAAGAGAAACCCAGGGAAAGUAGAGGAGAAGGAAGUGGAGACCAAAAAGGAGGAGGAGGUGUCCAGAGCUGUGGAGAGCAGACAGGGCGACCAGAAGGAAGGAGGGGACACAAACCCACCAGACAACCAGAGCCAAACUGGUGACCAGUGUCCUCAGAAGCAGGAAGAGCUUCUUCAGCAAUCAGACACUUCCCCACUUGCCAUCCCAGAGGACGACAAAGAAGAGAAAGAGACAGAGCAGGACCAGGACAAAUCUCAACUCAGCUCCAGUGUGAUCAUCGAGGUGCCCAAUGUUCAGUCAUGUCUGGAGCUCUCUACGAUCACAGUCAACAGUAAGGACCCAGAAACCUGUAAAUCAGAGAAGGAGGAGGCAGAGGAGACAAAUUCUGUCAACACUGUGACUCCAAACAGCAUGUUCAUCUUCAAACCUGAUAACCCGGUGCGUCGAGCGUGUCACUAUGUGGUGAACCUCAGGUACUUUGAAAUGUCCAUUCUGCUGGUUAUAGCUGCUAGUAGUAUAGCACUAGCUGCUGAGGACCCUGUGGCUACCUCCUCUGACUGGAAUAAGGUUCUGCGUUAUUUUGAUUAUGUGUUCACUGGAGUCUUCACGUUUGAAAUGAUUAUAAAGAUGAUUGACCAGGGUCUGAUCCUCCAUGAUGGCUCCUACUUCAGAGACCUGUGGAACAUCCUAGACUUCAUCGUUGUGGUGGGAGCACUGGUGGCCUUCGCCCUCACCAAUGUGAUGGGAAAUAACAAAGGACGAGACAUUAAAACCAUCAAAUCUCUGAGAGUGUUGCGUGUCCUGAGACCACUGAAGACCAUCAAGAGACUUCCUAAACUCAAGGCGGUCUUUGACUGUGUGGUGACGUCUCUGAAGAACGUCUUCAACAUCCUGAUUGUCUACAAACUUUUUAUGUUCAUCUUUGCCGUCAUUGCUGUGCAGCUCUUUAAGGGGAAGUUUUUCUACUGUACUGACAGUUCAAAGGACACAGAGAAGGACUGCCAGGGUUACUACAUUGACUACGGGAAAGACAAGAAAGAGGUGAAGAGAAGAGACUGGAAGAGACAUGAGUUUCACUACGACAACGUCAUCUGGGCUCUGCUCACCCUGUUCACUGUUUCCACUGGAGAGGGAUGGCCUCAGGUCCUGCAGCACUCGGUAGAUGUGACCGAGGAGGACAGAGGGCCAAGCCACGGCAACAGGAUGGAGAUGUCCAUCUUUUACGUAAUCUACUUUGUCGUCUUUCCUUUCUUCUUCGUCAACAUCUUUGUGGCACUCAUCAUCAUCACCUUCCAGGAACAGGGGGAUAAGAUGAUGGAGGAGUGCAGCCUGGAGAAGAAUGAGAGGGCGUGCAUAGACUUUGCCAUCAGCGCCAAGCCCCUGACCCGUUAUAUGCCGCAGAACCGUCACACGUUCCAGUACCGCCUGUGGCAUUUUGUGGUGUCACCCUCGUUCGAGUACACCGUACUGGCCAUGAUUGCUCUAAACACCAUUGUACUAAUGAUGAAGUAUUACUCUGCCCCGCCGACGUAUGAGGCUGUACUGAAGCACCUGAACACGGCUUUCACUGUUCUCUUCUCUGUUGAGUGUGUCCUCAAGAUCAUGGCCUUUGGUUUUCUGAACUACUUUCGAGACACAUGGAACAUUUUUGACUUCAUCACUGUCUUGGGCAGCAUCACUGAGAUCGUGGUAGACCUGCAGUUUGUUGAUACAUUCAACAUGAGUUUCCUGAAACUGUUCCGAGCUGCUCGUCUGAUCAAACUGUUGAGACAAGGUUACACCAUCCGGAUUCUUCUGUGGACCUUCGUGCAGUCCUUCAAGGCCCUGCCUUACGUCUGCCUGCUCAUCGCCAUGCUAUUCUUCAUCUACGCCAUCAUUGGCAUGCAGGUGUUUGGGAACAUAAAGCUGAACGAGGAGACUCACAUUCACCAGCACAACAACUUCAAGACCUUCUCUGGUGCUCUGAUGCUGCUAUUCAGGAGUGCCACGGGGGAGUCAUGGCAGGAGAUCAUGUUGUCAUGUCUGGGGGGGCAGCAGUGUGAGACCGAUCCUUCUCUUAAGUCUGACCCGGAGGGGGGCUGUGGCUCCGACUUUGCCUAUUUCUACUUUGUCUCCUUCAUCUUCUUCAGUUCCUUCCUGAUGCUGAACCUGUUUGUGGCUGUGAUCAUGGAUAACUUUGAGUAUCUGACGAGAGACUCAUCCAUCCUGGGUCCUCACCACCUGGAUGAGUUUGUCCGGAUCUGGGGGGAGUAUGAUCGUGCCGCCUGUGGUCGUAUCCAUUAUACAGACAUGUAUGAGAUGUUGACCAACAUGUCGCCACCUCUAGGCCUGGGCAAGAAAUGCCCCUCCAAGGUGGCAUAUAAGAGACUAGUCUUGAUGAACAUGCCUGUGGACGAUGACAUGUCUGUCCACUUCACCUCCACCCUCAUGGCUCUCAUCCGCACUGCUCUGGAAAUCAAGAUAGCCAGAGGGGAAGAGGAUAGAAAUCAGAUGGAUCUGGACCUGCAGAAGGAGAUCAGUAUCAUCUGGCCUCAUCUCUCUCAGAAGACACUGGACCUGCUGGUUCCUAUUCACAAAGCCAGUGACAUGACCAUAGGGAAGAUCUAUGCUGCCAUGAUGAUCAUGGACUACUACAAGCAGAGCAAAGCUAAGAAGCUCAGACAGCAACUAGAGGAACAGAAACAUGCUCCUAUGUUCCAGCGAAUGGACGCCUCCUCUCUGCCUCAAGAAAUCCUAUGCAAUGCCAAAUCUCUGUCAUUCCUCAGACAUAGCGCCGGAUCUGCUCUCACCAGAGGAGGUUUUGUGGCGCUCAGCCCCAUCUCUCCCCAAGAGAUGUUCCUGCAGCCGCUGUCUUGCUCCAGAGAAGAGAAGGAGGAGGAGGGUGACGACGACUACCGUUCACCCUACCACCCCUACCACCACCCACAUCAUCACCACCACCACCAUUUACACACACUGGUGCAAGACGUAGUGGAGUAUAACCAAGUGAUGCAGCAGGCCAGGCAGGACCCAACAGUUAUUAAAUCACCUCAGCGGACAGCAUCUAUCAGAGCGUCCUCCAUGCCCAGACUGGCUGUUGACCCACAGCCUGGGAUGUCAGCAGACAGUAAGCUGAUGAAACGCUCCUUCUCCACCAUCGGAGAUCAGUGUGUGAACGGCCUCUGGCAGGAACAACACUCUCUGGAGAGAGUCAGUCCUGACGGCACAUACAGACCCCGACAGAGGAGCUACAGAGGCCCAAGAAUCAACCACAGAGAAACAAGUAGCCAUGAGAGAGGGAGAUCUAAGGAACGACGCCACCUCUUGUCUCCUGACGUGUCCCGCUGCAACUCUGAGGAGCGAAGCCGGGACCCUUCCUGUGAGAGGAGAAGGUCCCGCUCACCUAGCGAGGGACGCACACAAACCUUACAGAGACAGGUGAACGCAUCAGGCAGCCCCGCCCACUCAGCCUCAGAAUCCAGUACUCCUCGUAAUCGACGCCAGCUGCCCCAGACACCCUCUCGCCCUCGGCCUUACAUCUCCUACUCCCCUCUGGUUUGCGGAGCCCACACCUCUCCCACACCAGCAACCUCCUCUGAGGGACAGACCCAGCCUCAGGAUGGCCCUGGUGGCUCCACAGAGUCAUCACGGAGGAUUGACAAGGAGGGCGGGCCCCUAACUGCAGGCCAGGGGUCAUCCGGAUGUCAGGUUGCAGGACCGAGCCACCCAUCUCCUCACCGCUACAUCUCAGAGCCCUACCUCCCAUUCCACGAGGACCUUGCCGGAGGGGAGGCAGGUGGGAAGCAGGAGACCCUUACCUUUGAGACUGCCGUGGCAACCAGCCUGGGACGGGCCAACGCCAUAAGCUCCGCCCCUCAGCUCAGACACUCCUGGCAGGUUCCUAACGGGCAUUUCCGGAAGCACUUGGGCCAGACGAGUCCAGCUGGAGCCAGCGAGCUGUUAAGUGACACAGACGAGGACGACCGCUGCUAAAACACCAGAGAGGAAGAAAAGAGGAAGAGGAUGCACAGAAAGACUGGGCACCUCAGAGCAGCUCCACAUGGCAUCACAAGGCUGUAGCUCUGUGGCUCUGAGACCUUGUAUUCUCAGCACCAGUAGCAUAACAUGCGGGACUGAAUGCCACUGUUAUUUAUCUGGAUACUUGGGUGUCUGUCUACGACGUGUCCUUGCU